Closterium sp. Naga37s-1 is the source of this 1335-nucleotide messenger RNA. Lineage: Eukaryota; Viridiplantae; Streptophyta; Zygnematophyceae; Desmidiales; Closteriaceae. The record is from the annotation of a GenBank genome assembly.
AUGGCGGCGGUGCACGGCCAGGUGCCGUGCCUGCAUGCGCCGUGCGUGCUGACGGUGCAUGUGCGGCCGUACUACUCGGAUUUCAGCGUGCUGAAGCAGCUUGUUGAGAUGGACGAAUUUGGGUUCAUCAAACAUUUUCGGCCGUCGACCGUGCUGGAUGCAGGAGCCAACGUGGGCUAUGCGACGCUCAUAUUCUCCACCUUCUUCCCCAACGCUACUGUGGUCGCGAUAGAGGCGAGCGACAAGAACUACGAGGUGUUACGGCGUAACACGUAUCGCCUGCGCAACGUUUAUGCGGUGCAUGCGGGGCUGUUUAAUCACUCUGGAAUGGUGCUGCUAAGGAAUGGGACACAAACGAAAACGAGGGAGGGGUGGCAGUAUGUGGUAACGCCAGUGCCCUCUAAUAGCAGCGGUGACACAAACGAAGGUGAUACUAACGAGGAUGUUCAGGAGGGGGUAGAGGGUGAAGCGAACAGCAGCAACAGCAGCGGAGUGGCAAGCACAGGGGCAGCUGAGGGGGGCGUGACUAUCCGUGGUGUGACUGUAGGCGAUGUGCUAAAGCAGGUUGGGUUGGCGAGAUUCGAUUUUGUGAAGAUGGAUAUUGAGGGUUCCGAGGCUGAAGUGCUGGCCAUGCCCCCGUUGGCUGCAGGCACAGAUGCGACUACAUCGAAUGCAGAUUCCACUGCCUCUAGGGAAUCCAGCAGCAGCAAUGGCAGUGACAACAGCAGCAGCAGCAGUAGUACCAGCAGCACAGCUGAUGUCAGCAGGGAAUCUAAUUGGUACGACCCUAGGCCGUGGUUGGAUGAGGUUCGGGUGAUGGCAGUGGAAGUGCACGACCGCAUGAAACCGAAUUGCACCGUUACUGUAGAGGCUGCUACUGUAGCGCGGCAGUGGCGCCUGCUGGCACGAUCAGGAGAGUAUCUUGUGCUUGAGAAUGAGCGGUGGAGCGAGAGGAGGGGGAGGCGAGGAGGGGCGGUGGGGCAGAGAGCGGUAGACAGGGAGAAGUUGAGAGAGGUGCAGAGGAAGGAAGUGGAGAGGAGGAAGGAGGGGGCGAUGGCAGAGGGGAGGGCGCAGCAACGAGAGCAGGCAGCAGGAGCAGUAGGUCAGAAGACCAGUGGAAAAGCGCCCUGUGAGAAUCCUGAUAUCCGUUACCCUCCACAAGCGAUCCGAACGCGCACUCCUGUGCCUCCAUGCGGCACGCGGGGCUCCUAUCGCUCAGACCGGUACCUAGCAUGGGGGCAAGAGGGGGAAGCGUGGCUGUUUGAGCAUAAGGCAUGUGAACCUGCCAACACAUGCACGAGUCAGAGUCACUGUGCUCGUGCGCGUCAGUCGUGA